This is a messenger RNA of Phycodurus eques (leafy seadragon), 879 nucleotides long. It is a transcript of the gene colec10, whose product is annotated as collectin sub-family member 10 (C-type lectin). The transcript has 7 exons. The record is from RefSeq and is a predicted model, not a curated record. NCBI's taxonomy places the organism in Eukaryota, Metazoa, Chordata, Actinopteri, Syngnathiformes, Syngnathidae. Bases 52 to 879 code for a protein of 275 amino acids.
UAGCACAGAGGAGGCGACACUCAUACAAUUCUCUAUAAAUUCCUUUCGUACAUGAUGGCAAGACACUCAACCGGGUUAUUCUUAUUUUGUGCUGCAGCGGCAUUCACCUAUGUUUCCUCAUCUGCCGAAGUCUGCAGCCACUCCCUCAUACCUGGAGCUAAAGGAGACCAAGGUGAGAUUGGAAACGAAGGGGAUGAGGGCAGAAUCGGGAAGAAUGGACCACCAGGACAUCCAGGGGCAUCGGGAGAGGCGGGGCUGAAGGGCGACAAUGGUCACAUGGGAAAGACGGGACCCAGUGGAGACCAAGGGGACAAAGGGGCUACAGGCUUGGAUGGACCCUCUGGAUUGAAGGGAAAAGCAGGCACUACAUGUGACUGUGGAAAAUAUAGGAGGGUGGUGGGACAGAUGGACGUCAAUGUGGGCAAGCUGAGGAACGGCGUCAGGUUUGUCAAGAAUAUCAUGUUGGGCCUCACAGAAAGUGAUGAGCGCUACUACCUGCUGGUGAAGGAGGCCAAAAGUUUCAAGGAGGCCUCAAUGAACUGCAAGCUGAGAGGCGGCACCUUGGCCGUGCCGAACACCGUCGACAGCAACCGCCUCAUGGCGGAUUAUGUCAGUCAGUCUGGACUCACCAGGGUUUACGUCGGGCUCCUGCCGAACAACACGGACACGCUCUCACACAAUAGAAGAAACAGUUCCCGGGAUGCAGAUUCCAGCCCACUUCCCGACUUUGUUGCAUGGAGUCAAGACGAGGAGCUCACCUCACCCAGCCACAACGCGAGUUGUGUGGAGCUGCUCAGCACAGGGACAUGGAAUCAUGUGGAGUGUGACACUGCCAUGUUUUUCAUCUGUGAGUUUCCAAAAGGCAGGGUAACAGGAUGA